AUGGCGUCUAGAAUGGGACCCCGAAGCGUCAAGGACGCAACACGCUUCACAUCAACCAUCCCUCACGCCACGUCUAAAACAGCCGGUGCGGCCGGGGGACGAGCCGCUGCCACGACGCCAAAGCCGUCACCUCGGGUUCCCGGCGAGACUCCUGAGCAGCGGGUUCGACGACUGAGGCAGGCACACAUCGCGGCACAGAAGGCACAGAUCAGCAGGACAGAUCGAGUCAUCGAUGCGUCGAGAAGGUUCCUGGAUGUUGCGCAUCGGUGGACAGUCGGCGGUAUCGUCGUCUUCACGGGUAUGAUGCCCCCAGCUCCUUGCGGUGCAUCUCAUUUGCACCUCGCCAAGCCAUUUUUCUUCACAGCUGUCGCUGGCGUAGUCAGCGUCUACUCCGUCUGGGAUAUGCUCCAAUACAACCGCGCUCGCCGCGCGGAAUGGGUCGAAGCCCAGAAGAAACUCGAAGCUGACUCCCUCGCCGCCGCCCGCAUAGCGUACCUCAAGGGAACCGCAACCGACGAGCAGAUUCUCCUCGUGGAAGAGGCUAACCGCGAAGCGAAAGAAACUGGCGUCAAGCUGCCGCCCCUAUUAGCGCCGGCGGAGCACCGGACACAUUUCGAGGAACACGUGAAGCCGAAGUUUUCUGGAGAUGCCGUCGAUGAGAAGAAGGAGGGAAAGGGCGUAUUUGGCCUCUUCUCGGGGCUCUUUGGUGGAUCAACGGCAGCUGAAGAGACGUCGUCCAACGCAACUGCGCCGUUGGCUGCCGACGGUGGUGUAGUGCAGUCAAUUGAGACCAAAGCCAAGGGUGCCUGGGAAAUAGAGAAACAGAAUCAACUGAAAGGCGGUAGUCUAGACCAACUGGGCCUAGAGACUGACAGUUCAGGGCAGAAAACAGGAAAGCGUGGCUGGUGGCCUUGGUAG
Messenger RNA from Metarhizium acridum CQMa 102, 918 nucleotides. NCBI's taxonomy places the organism in Eukaryota, Fungi, Ascomycota, Sordariomycetes, Hypocreales, Clavicipitaceae. The record is from RefSeq and is a predicted model, not a curated record.